Messenger RNA from Podarcis muralis (Common wall lizard), 1172 nucleotides. The record is from RefSeq and is a predicted model, not a curated record. Lineage: Eukaryota; Metazoa; Chordata; Lepidosauria; Squamata; Lacertidae.
AUGAUUGUGCCAAAUAAGUAUCCAUCUCAGAAAAGAGUCAGAAUUCCCACGAAAGGACUGCCAGCAGGGAGAAACCAUAUCACUGUUUGGAAUGUGGGAAGGGCUUCAAGUGGAAGAAAAGUCUCACUUCGCCAUCAAAUAAUUCAUACAGGGGAGAAGCCAUUUGAAUGCUUGGAAUGUGGUAAGAGCUUCAGCUGGAAGGAAAGUCUCACUUCCCAUCAAAGAAUCCAUACAGGAGAGAAACCACAUCAGUGCUUGGAAUGUGGGAAGAGCUUUAAUGCGAGCAGAAACUUGCGCCGCCAUCAAAGAAUUCACAGUGGGGAGAAACCAUAUCAGUGCUUGGAAUGUGGGAAGAGCUUUACUAGAAGCACGAGCUUCCGUUGUCAUCAAAGUAUCCACAGUGGAGAAAAACCAUAUCAGUGCUUGGAAUGCGGCAAAAGCUUUACGAGAAGCAUAUACUUCCAUCACCAUCAAACAGUGCACAGUGGGGAGAAACCGUAUCAAUGCUUAGAAUGUGGAAAGAGCUUCCGCUGCAAGAGAAGUCUCAUUUCUCAUCAACAAAUUCACACAGGGGUGAAAUCAUAAAAGCUGUGCCUUCUGGUGUAACCAAGUUCUGGUUUUCUCUCCAUCUUCCUCUCUUGCAAAUUUACUGUCGGCACUUAACCAUUACAUUUGUACAAAUACUAAACUGAUAAGACAAUCACUUUAAGCUUUCCAGUUCUAGUGGUAAGGGGCAAAUGAUGAGGAAGAGAGAGAAGGCCACCAGUUGCUUCCUGGUGGCCGUGGGAGAUGUUUUGUUGGGGCAGAAGUGCAGAGGAAGUGAGUGGAACCAUUCAUUGUUGACAGUUGCCCUCCAGCCAGAAAACUUCAAGACCGGCAUUGCUGAAGCAAACUGUGAGGGUGCCCUCCUUCAAGAUUGUGUGUAGAGUACUUUCUUUUGUGGGUUGAAUUGUCUGAGGGCACCUGGUGAGAGGAAGUAGCACAAGGGGGAGGUGUUUACCAUUCCACCCGCACGGGACGCGGGUGGCGCUGUGGUCUAAACCACUGAGUGACUUGGGCUUGCCAAUCAAUCGUAAGGUCAGCCAUUUGAAUUGGUGCAACGGGAUGAGCUCCCGUUGCCUUGUCCCAGCUCCUGCCAACCUAGCAGUUCAAAAGCAUACCAGCGUGAGUGA